Effrenium voratum is the source of this 3835-nucleotide messenger RNA. NCBI's taxonomy places the organism in Eukaryota, Dinophyceae, Suessiales, Symbiodiniaceae. The record is from the annotation of a GenBank genome assembly.
UCAGUUUUCCGGGGCCGCACAUGUCGUUGGUUGAUUCUGCGCCUGUCUUUAAGGCUAGGUGCCUCAGCAUUGGGCUUGCCGAAACGGUCAUUGAUUCCCUUCAUGACAAGGGAUGGGACACGCAUGCCUUUGCUGGGGAGUGCCGAUCAUGCAGAUGGCGCCAAGCUCAGGAGGCUACAUUUCGAGUCGUAUACUCUAGCUGCUGCUGAGAUGAAACGCAAGGUGGAAUCGGCAGAGGGACAGCCUCCAGCGAAGCUGCCUCCCGCAGAAGUGGCUGAAAGAAUCGCGGUUUUGCAGGCUAAGCUUGACCCUUUGCUCAUCGAAAACACCAUGGAGCCAAGCCACGCCCUCAUCAAUUAUGUUUCCCAGGCCGUCGAAGAUGGCAGGUGGAGAUAUAUUGAAUGGGAUCGCUGCACUACGAGAGCACAAGAGGUCAAUGGCAUCAGCGAGGACACAGGGUUGAAGGUUUGGCGCCCUGACAAGCAUUCUGGUGUGAUUAAGGAAUUUCACCACGAGCCAAAGCUGACGGCCCCCUUGACCACCGAUUUGGAGAUUUCUAAUGCCCUGAAGCGCAGAGGCGUGGCGUAUGAAGUUGCGCAGGCAAUGAGCUUCAAAUCGCAUGAGAAGCUGGUCAACUUGCUUUUCAAUGAAUAUUUGAAGCCUGCGCCCGACGGUUUUGAGAAAAUUUCGAUUUCCCAGCUUGUGGCUGCAGACCGUGAGGUGCAUGUUAGACUGGCUGAGGCCACCAAGGCUGGACUUGCGAAGACGCAUGAAAGGUCCGGCUGUGCAGCUUGACUUGACAGUUCCUUCAGUUCAGGAUUUGAUCCUUGAUUUGGUGCAUUCAAAGAGCGUCGUUGCCAUUUUCAUGGGGCCUCCUUGUGGAACAAGUUCGAGGGCCCGCAACAUUCCCAUACGCGCUCAUUUGAGAUCGCGUGGUGUACCACAGCCACGGCCUCUUCGCUCCGACAGCUACCCUUGUGGCUUCCCCAGCCUCAAGGGUGUGGCUCUAAGCAAGGUGACGCAGGCAAACCAGUUGUAUGCUUUUUCUGCAGCACUUUGCGAAGUCGCUCAAGACUAUGGUUGUUUGGUUGCGGUUGAGAACCCAGCCCGAAGCCUCAUGUGGCUUACACCCUGGUUUGUGCAUGUUUCCGAGCUCCUCAGUUUCAACAUGUUCCAGUGCCACUCGUGCAUGUACGGGGGCUCUCGACGGAAAGCCACAGGUUUCCUGGCCAAUUUUGACAUGUCUGAACUGUGUCUGCAGUGUGAUGGGUCGCACGUGCACGAGCCCUGGAAUGCCACCAUGCAGCAGGGACACUGGAAGUUUGCAACAUCUGGUGAAGCUGAGUAUCCUGCCGGACUAGCCAGGUGCAUAGCCCAAUGCUUCCGGCAAGAACUUGCCAAGCGCGGGGUGAACCCUGAGCCAACCCAUGCAUCUCAGGCUGCUUUGGCAUCACAGAGGCAGCAUCGCAAGAUAUCUCGCACCGUGGUGCCCGAAUUUGCUCAGACUUUCCAAAUCCAGGUGCCCGAUGGUCAGACACCACCUAUGCGCCUUGAUGACAAUGCGCCCAUUUGGUUGGCCUCAGUGCCCAAGAAAUCCAAAUUGAUUCGCAUCUUUUCCAAACAUGUGGAUGGGGGUGUGAAUGGUACAGAUGCUGGACGGCGAGAGGCGCGCAAGAUGGCGGAGUAUGGCAGUUUUUUCGAGCCAAGGGACUUCACCAGAUAUGCUUUGGAGCAGCCACACCCAACUGACGAGUUGGGCGCUUUUUGUGAGGACAAUUGGAAAGCAAUCUGCUGGAUAUCUUCGAACAGCGCUCUGAUGGUUGCAAAGUUCAGGCUUGAACAGAUUAUCAAAUACAAGAAGGUUGCCAGAGAUUUGAGGAACGAGGAGAUCGCUCUUCACCAGGGUCUGCACCCUGAUUUGCAGACUGUUCUUGCAAAGAAGCAACUUUUGCUCUUCAAGAGACUGUGCGAAGAUGCAGAGAUAGAUGAUGAGUUCCUUUUCCGUGAUUUGUGCGAAGGCUUCAAGUUGGUCGGGCAGCUGGAGCCCUCUGGGCAGUUUCGGAGCAAAUUGAGAUUGGCAAGCAUGAGCGCUGAGGAGCUUCAGAAAACUGCCCCAUUUGCUCAAGCUUGCAUUGAACAAGAGUGUCGCAAAGUCUUGCUUGACCCCGAGGUUGCUGCUGCAGUAUGGAAGGAGUCUGUCGAGCAAGCGACAGAUGGCUCUGGAUGGCUCAAGGGUCCCUUCACGAAGGAGGAAGUUACACUCAGGCAUGGUCCACUCUGGAUCCCUUCCCGCAGGUUCGGGGUUCGCCAGUCUGGAAAGAUCAGGUCUGUGGAUGAUUUCUCCCAGUUUGGGAUAAAUGCUUCUACAAGUACCUUUGAGCAGAUUGUUUUGGAAGGGAUUGAUGACGUGGGAGCGACGGCUAGGAUGUUUGUAGCUGCUCUUGAUGGCAGUCGCUUGGAACACUGCCGGAGCGGCAUCCUGGGACGAGCCCUGGACUUGAAGGCAGCUUACAAACAGCUGGCACGUCACCCGGACCAUGCAUGGUGCUCAAUCAUUGCAGCUGCAAAUCCCGACGAUGGCGAAGUGUGUUUCUUCGAGGCCGUAGCACUUCCCUUUGGAGCCGUGAGUUCAGUACUGGGUUUCAAUCGAGUGGCCAGGUGUCUUAGCCAGAUACUGGUCAGACUGUUUCGGAUCGUGAACACCAAUUUCUUUGACGACUACUGCCAGUUGGAGGUCUCCCAACUGGCCGCAUCUGCGCAUGAGACAGCCGAGACUGUCUUGCAAAUGUUGGGUUGGAACAUCUCCAUGGGGGAGGACAAGAGGAAACCUUUUCGCAGUGAGUUCGACAUGCUGGGUGCAACUGUAGUUUUGGACGCAACUGGACAAGGGUUGAUUGUUCUGAGAAACAAGCCAGGAAGGAUUGAAGAGAUCCGACGCUGUGUUUCAGAGCUGGUCGACAGAAGGCGUGUGCUGGCCAAGGAGUUAGACUCGCUAAGAGGUAGGCUCCUCUUUGCCAGCGGUUUCACCAUGGGCCGGACUUCACAGCUGGCAGUGCAACAGAUCAGCGCAAGAGUCAAGGGCAGGGCCCAAAUGGAACUGGAUGAGGACCUUGUGGAAACAUUGAAACUUGCGGUGGACACGCUGGCCAAUGCUCGCGACCGUCAAAUCUGGGCAAGUGACUACAGACCACCAGUGGUAAUUUUCACUGAUGGAGCUUGCGAAGACGAAGCAGCUACUGUCACUUUCGGAGCAGUCUGUUUUGACCCUUUGGAUUGCAAUGUCGAAUUUUUCGGUGACCGCAUUGACCAUGAACUGGUCAGCAGUUGGACUGUACAAGGCAAAAGGCAAGUCAUAUGUCAAGCAGAGAUGUGGCCUGUCAUUGUGGCCAAGUGCACGUGGUCUGCGAAGCUGAAGGAGCGCAAGCUGCUGUGGUUCAUUGACAAUGAGAGUGCAAGGUAUGCGUUUGUCCGCGCUUUCUCCCCGGUAGUCGACAACGGCAGGCUGCUGAGAGCAAAUGCACAGGUUGACUCUGAGAUCUGUGCAACCUCGUGGUAUGCCAGGGUCCCUUCUGCCUCAAACCCUGCUGACGAUGCGUCUCGUUUGAACUUCGAAGGAUAUCCAUCGCAUUUCAUCAGAGUCAGGCCAAUAGUGACUGAGGCCUGCAAGAGAUUGGCACUUGGCUUGGGCUUGUAGAAUGGGGUGUCUGAAAGGCUUGAUCGUCCCGAAGGGGAAGAGAUCAAGAAGAGCCUUGACGGGACACCAGAAAGCUGGUGCAUCCCUCCGCCGUGCGCGGCGCGUCUCGAAGGAGACCUGACUUCCCCAUUUCUGGCUGUG